AUGUUCUCACAUCUGAAGCGCAGCCCAGCUGAACUUGCGAGUUCCAAAAUAGACACCGACCGAAGACUGGCAGUCGUGAUUGGAAGCGAUUCCCAAUUUGACCACGAAGUGCUCGAGCGCGCUCGAGACAUGUAUGGCAAGAUGCUGCGUUCUGGGCGCGCCCGGACACAACUGAGAGAAACCCGCGUAGAUGCUGGACGCGCUGGCUCGCAAAAAGACGGCUCUCACAAAGGUUGGAUGAGAAAGCGAAAGCAGGCGGUGGACAAGGCUGCGCAGGAAGAGGAGUUGCGAACACCACAACGACGAAGGCCUCCAGUGGAGCUGCCAGAAAGUUUGGCAAAAGAAGAGGCGAAGCAAAAGGCCUUGCUUCGAAAGCGUAAAACAGAGGCAUUUCUGGAAGGCACUCUGUUAGAUUCAGAAAUCACGGACGAUUUGAAGGACGAGGCAGAAAAAAGAAAGAAAGUCGACGAACAAAAUGACCGGCAACGCUGCAAGGCAUAUGCGGCUAUGACCAAGUCGGUCCAUGUGGCUAAGCAUGGAUUGGCUGCGAGAAGUGCAUUGCAGAACUUGCCUGUGCCUGCGUUCUUCUUGGAAGGCAUCACGGACAAAACACGCUUGGAGAAUCAGCUUCGCAAGGUUGGUGUAACAGCUUUUGUUCAGGACAUACGGCAAGCACAGCUUUUGAUUGUGCCCUCUGCAGAGAAUCUAUCACGCACGAACAAAUUGAUAGCAUCUCUUUUCGGUUGCGUGGUGCUCUCUGCAUCGAUCCUUCGGGGUCAAGCAGGCGCCAAGUUGUCCUACACUGCUGGACUUCGUCGCAAGGUGCGUGUCUUUGCAAGUGAUGCAUUUCAGCAGGAAGCACCUUCCCUGACGGUGGUCCUUCGCAACAUUUGCGAACGACCUGACUCCGAUUGGCAAGCGGUGUCCUUUCAGGAUGCGAGACGAAAGGAUGGUUGGAAAUGGGGCAUCGUCUUGCGGGGCGCAACGGAAAACGUGCCCAAGAACAACACAAAUUCCAAGAAACUGCUUUGUCUGACUGGGAACGGGUUAGUUGCCUGGGCAACGAGGGAGUUUGCCCUUCCUACGGGAAGUGGCUGGGUUCAGAGUCGUGAAGGGUGA
Cladocopium goreaui is the source of this 1119-nucleotide messenger RNA. NCBI's taxonomy places the organism in Eukaryota, Dinophyceae, Suessiales, Symbiodiniaceae. The record is from the annotation of a GenBank genome assembly.